AUAAGAGAAAUAUAACCUGCAUUCAUUUUACAAUUGUUUAUAGCUGUAUUUUAGAGGAGAAAACAAUCUCCUUUCUAAUUUUUCUCAUUGUAUCUACAGUGUAAAAAAGUGUGAGGUUUGGCACACUAUGUUGUCAGGUGAGAGUAUUUGGAUUUUUGUAAUGCUUUGGGUAACCCCGAGCCUAUCUGCUCGGGAGUCCCAGCCUAGUGAGUACGACUAUGUAAGUUUCCAGCCAGAGAUGAGACGACAAUACCAGAGUGGACGAUUUUACUCUCGACCGGCACAAUGUGUGGAUAUUCCCCAGGACCUGGCAUUGUGCCAUGGAGUCGGAUACAACAAGAUGGUACUGCCCAACCUUCUGGACCAUGAGACUAUGGUAGAGGUGAAAUACCAGGCUAGUAGCUGGGUGCCCUUACUCAGCAAGAACUGCCAUCCAGGCACCCAAGUGUUCCUGUGCUCUCUGUUUGCUCCUGUUUGCUUGGACCGGCCCAUAUACCCAUGUCGCUGGCUUUGCGAAGCGGUCAGAGACGGUUGUGAACCAGUCAUGCAGUAUUUUGGUUUUCCUUGGCCAGAAAUGCUUCGUUGCGACCAGUACCCUCGAGAAGAUGUCUGUAUAGCAGGCACAUCACCAAAUGCCACUCAAGCCCCACGCCCUCGAAAGACAGAGAUGUGCCCACAAUGUGACAGCGAGAUUAAGGCCGACACCAUGUAUGAGCACAUGUGCGCCAGUGAAUUUGCUCUAAAAGUCACUGUCCGUGAAGUGAAGAAGGAAGGUGGAGAUAGGAAAUUGGUGCUCCGGAAAAAGAAAGCUUUGAAGAGAGGACCCAUCCACAAGAAGGACUGGGGUGAUCUUGUACUCUACCUGAAGAAUGGAGCUAAUUGUCCUUGUCAUCAGCUGGAGCAGUUGAAUGGACAAUUCCUGGCGCUCGGGCGAAAAGUGAAGACACAGUACAUCCUUACAGCCAUUCACAAGUGGGACAAGGCCAACAGAGAGUUCAACCGUUUCAUGCGCAAAGUCAAGAAAAGCAAAUGUCCCAAACCUCACUCAGUCUUUAUGUGAGAUUACUUUUUUUUUUUUUUUAUUGACAGUGCGGUAUAUCCCACUGCUGCCUCCAUGUCAGCUUGUGGAGCAAGUACACUGAGGCAGAAGAAGGCACCAAAAUGAUGUUGAGGAAAGCAAUCAUGAAUUUAGCAAAACUUCAGAAGGGAGCAAACUGAGGGACUGUCGGGAAUGAGCAAUAGACAGCUGCACAACAGGCAAUGACUGAGAAUAUUAUUAAUAAUGCAGUCAUGCAAACAAUAAUUCAUUCACUUAGUGUCCAAGAUUCUAGAGUCUGGCCAUUUCUCUUCAUGCUUAUUCAUAACGUAAGACAGCAUUUCACCAUAUUCAAUCUUUGAAUUGACCAUUUGCUUAGCAAACUUAGCAAUACAACUGUAAAAGGCUCUG
Molecule: messenger RNA, 1447 nt
Organism: Pelobates fuscus (common spadefoot toad)
Lineage: Eukaryota; Metazoa; Chordata; Amphibia; Anura; Pelobatidae
Gene: SFRP1
Product: secreted frizzled related protein 1
Exons: 3
Coding region: 128-1060 (310 amino acids)
Biological process (GO): canonical Wnt signaling pathway; non-canonical Wnt signaling pathway
Molecular function (GO): Wnt-protein binding
Source: RefSeq, a predicted model, not a curated record